AAUGGUGGUAGUUGUCUAGUUUAGUUACAUUAUUGGGUUUGUUAGAAACAGCAAUUUCUACAAACUACAUUAUUGUGGAGUGAUUAGCUUAAAGAUAAGUAAGUAAUAAAGUUUAGAGUUGCUAUUAUUUGUGGAUCAUAAUAAAUGAUAACAGAAAAGCAGGAAAGUUCUCCAAAAUAUAUGAAUCAUAACAGCAAUAAUAUAAGUAUUAUCCAUUAGAAAGAGUCAAGGGGCAUCUUAGGUCCACUUAAUCCUAGGCUAGGCUGUCUCAUCUGAUGCGUCUGUUUAUGUGUGUCGAACUGGGACUCGUUGAAAAGCUCUCCUCGAAUCUUGGUCUUCGUGGAAGCUAGUGCUGCAAGAGUGACCAUCACGAUCUCACCACCUCCCUCUCUCUCACUCUCUCGCUUAUUUUUCUUCGGAUCACCACAUGACCGUUUCUCUCUCUCUCUCUCUCUCUCUCUCUCUCUCUCUCUCUCUCUCUCUCUCUCUCUCUCUCCCUGAUCUUUGCUAACAGCCAGCCAGUCAGCAUUCCUUUUUCAUUUUGAUUUUUUCACUAUUUUUCUUGCUACAAGGGUCACCCUUCUUGGGGUUACUUUCCUUAUUUUGGUUUUGGUAAGUUACCUUUUUUGUGGGUUUUCUUUGACCAAAGUUUCCCUUUCGUACCUUUCUUGAUAUGCUAAAUUCCUUUUCCAAAUUUCUGUAUUCUCAAAUUGGGUUUCUUCCCUUUUGUUGUUUUCGUCAGAGAGAUUCUUAUAAGUGGGUGUUUGGGCUCUCUUUCUUCACUUCUGUACUUGCUCAUAAACUAGGUUUGUGAGUAUAAUUCUCUGUAUAUACCCUUUUGGUUCAUUAAUUUUUCUCUUUUCCUUACUGUGAAUGUCUUUGGCUGUUGGAGUUGUUUCAUCAAAUUCCAAAAGUAUGGGUUUUGAUGAUAAAGACAAUGAUGCUUCUGAAACAAAUAUCGAAGAGACAAAGGGAAAAACAGAAAAGGGUAAAGAAGAAGAUGAUGAAGAAACUGUGGAUGGAUCAUCUGGGAUGAGCAGAACAAUGAGUGAGAGUUCCAUUUAUGCAACUGAGGAUGAAGAAGAUGAUGAAGGAAAGAAAAUUGAAUUGGGUCCCCAAUUCACACUCAAAGAACAAUUGGAGAAAGAUAAGGAUGAUGAGAGUUUAAGGAGAUGGAAGGAGCAGCUUCUUGGGACUGUGGACAUGGAGAAUGUUGGAGAAACUCUGGAACCAGAAGUUAAGAUCUCAAGUCUUGCAAUUAAGUCCCCUGGUAGACCGGACAUUUGUCUCACAAUUCCUGAGAAUGGGAAUCCCAAGGGCUGUUGGUUUACUUUAAAGGAAGGUAGCCGUUAUAGCCUGAUGUUCACUUUUCAGGUCAGCAAUAACAUUGUUUCAGGUCUCAAAUACACAAAUACAGUAUGGAAAACUGGGGUUAGAGUUGAUAGUACAAAGGAGAUGCUUGGAACUUAUAGUCCUCAGUCUGAAGCUUACACCCAUGAGAUGCCUGAAGAAACUACUCCAUCAGGCAUAUUUGCCAGAGGUUCAUAUUCAGCCAGAAGCAAGUUUCUUGACGAUGACAACAAAUGUUACUUGGAGAUCAAUUACACUUUCGAAAUUCGAAAAGAUUGGCAGUCUUCUUAAACUUGUGUGUCACUGCUCUAUAGUCCAUUGUUUUGAAGCUGAAAUCUGAUUCAGUGUAUGGUGUCUUAUUUUCCACUCUCUCUUAUUUAAUUCACAUUGUGGCUGAGGCUGGUCAGCAGGAGAAUGAAGAUUGGAUAUGGUUAAGAGGAUAAGACAUUUAUUUAGAAAGAGAAGGAUGUUCAUUUUGGUAGCUAUUUGUUAAUAAACUUGUCUUUUUUUUCCUUUUUUCUUUUUGGGACCACUAUUUUGAAUCUGGCUAGUAUAGUAGUUAAGCUUUAUCCAUUUCAAAGUAGAAAACUGAGAGUGGUAAAGGGCCUUGUUCUUUAUUCCUUUUCCAACGGUCAAUGAAGCAUGUCUUAGUAUUAAUUUUUUAAA
Cannabis sativa is the source of this 2016-nucleotide messenger RNA. Its product is annotated as rho GDP-dissociation inhibitor 1. Gene Ontology annotation, molecular function: protein binding; Rho GDP-dissociation inhibitor activity. The coding region runs from base 874 to 1641 and encodes 255 amino acids. The transcript has 5 exons. Gene Ontology annotation, cellular component: cytoplasm; membrane; cytosol. The record is from RefSeq and is a predicted model, not a curated record. Gene Ontology annotation, biological process: Rho protein signal transduction. NCBI's taxonomy places the organism in Eukaryota, Viridiplantae, Streptophyta, Magnoliopsida, Rosales, Cannabaceae.